Aspergillus versicolor CBS 583.65 is the source of this 1191-nucleotide messenger RNA. Its product is annotated as glycoside hydrolase family 18 protein. Gene Ontology annotation, cellular component: extracellular region. Gene Ontology annotation, biological process: chitin catabolic process; carbohydrate metabolic process. The record is from RefSeq and is a predicted model, not a curated record. Lineage: Eukaryota; Fungi; Ascomycota; Eurotiomycetes; Eurotiales; Aspergillaceae. The coding region runs from base 1 to 1191 and encodes 396 amino acids. Gene Ontology annotation, molecular function: chitinase activity; chitin binding. The transcript is spliced from 7 exons.
AUGUCUGGAAAGAAAGCCGUGGGCUAUUUUGUCAAUUGGGCUAUCUACGGCCGCAACUAUAACCCCCAGGAUCUGCCUGCUGAUAAAUUGACCCAUAUUCUUUACGCAUUCGCCAAUGUCCGCCCAGAAACCGGCGAAGUCUACCUCUCGGACACCUGGUCUGAUAUCGAGAAACACUACCCCACUGACUCUUGGAAUGAUACCGGAAACAACGUCUACGGCUGCGUCAAACAGCUGGGCUUGCUGAAGCGACAGAACAGAAAGCUCAAGGUCCUUCUUUCCAUUGGAGGGUGGACUUAUUCCCCCAACUUUACCCAGGGUGCCGGUAGUCCCGAGAACCGGGACCGCUUUGCCCAGAGUGCUACUAAGCUCAUCACUGAUCUUGGUUUUGAUGGCUUUGACAUUGAUUGGGAGUAUCCACAGGAUGACACCCAGGCACAGAAUUAUGUGGAUCUUCUCCGGAGAUGCCGUGAGGCCUUAAAUGCUGCUCAAGGCAACCGGAGGUUCCAACUCACUGUUGCUGUUCCGGCUGGCCCGGACAACUACAAUAAACUCAGGCUACAGGAAAUGACGCCGUAUCUUGACUUUUACAACCUCAUGGCCUAUGACUACGCCGGUAGUUGGGACCAAACGGCUGGCCAUCAGGCAAACCUCAACCCGUCCACAGACAAUCCCGCAUCCACUCCCUUCAACACCAUUCAAGCCGUGAACCACUACAUCGAUGCGGGAGGUGUCCCAUCUGAGAAGGUUGUCCUGGGAAUGCCUAUCUACGGACGUGCUUUUCAGAACACCGACGGCCCUGGAAAGCCUUUCUCAGGUAUUGGCCAAGGCACCUGGGAACAGGGAGUGUAUGAUUACAAGGCCCUCCCCCUUGCUGGAGCCACAGAGCAGCUGGACACCAACGUCGGUGCAUCCUGGUCUUACGAUCCCUCGGCAAGAAUGAUGAUUUCGUACGACACCGUGGCUUUGGCUGACAUUAAAGCCCGGUAUAUCAGUGACCGUAAUCUGGGUGGUGGAAUGUGGUGGGAGACCAGCGCCGAUAAGGGCGGCAAGACCGCAAACAAGGCCGACGGAAGCUUGAUCGGCACCUUCGUUGAAGAUGUUGGCGGUGUCGGUGCCUUGGACCAGACAGAGAACGCAAUCGACUACCCCGACAGCCAGUACAACAACCUCCAGAACGGUUUCCAGUAG